This is a messenger RNA of Panicum hallii, 3172 nucleotides long. RefSeq names its product probable LRR receptor-like serine/threonine-protein kinase At3g47570. The transcript has 2 exons. Gene Ontology annotation, cellular component: plasma membrane. The record is from RefSeq and is a predicted model, not a curated record. Lineage: Eukaryota; Viridiplantae; Streptophyta; Magnoliopsida; Poales; Poaceae. Bases 13 to 3147 code for a protein of 1044 amino acids. Gene Ontology annotation, biological process: protein phosphorylation. Gene Ontology annotation, molecular function: protein kinase activity; ATP binding; protein binding.
UCAUAAAGCAAUAUGCAUCAUCCUUCCCGACGAACUCUGUUUCUUCUUUCCUAUCUCCUAGCUUUGACAUCAUCUUAUCGCUCUACAGGUGCGAUUUCCAUUAGAGAAGCUGCAACCUUGCCCUCCACUCCACUGUCAGCCAAAGCAAAAGCUGAUCGCCAAGCUCUCCUUUGUUUUAAGUCCCAGCUCUCUGACCCCGCUGGAUCUUUACACUCUUGGGGCAGCAAUGAAUCACUCCAUUUCUGCAACUGGCGUGGCGUCACCUGCAGCAACACACGGGUGUCUCGUGUCAUUGCAUUGGAUUUGGAGAACUCCCAGCUCUCUGGUACAAUAUCUCCGUGCAUCACAAACCUCACCUUUCUUCGUGUGAUAAACUUGCAGAAUAAUAAACUCCAUGGGCAAAUUCCCUCAGAGCUCAGGCAGCUACAGAGACUCCAGUACCUCAACCUCAGCACCAACUUUCUCGGUGGCAGUAUCCCCGGCUCAUUAGGUAGUAUCCCAUUCCUUGAGUAUCUUGAUAUAAGGAAGAAUGACCUCACAGGUCAAAUUCCAGUAUCCUUAGGCAAUAGCUCUUCAUUGAAAUCACUUAACCUUAGGCAAAACAAUCUCAGUGGGGAGAUUCCACCAUUUAUUUCCAUGGGCUCAUCACUAGUCCGCAUAGAUCUCUGGCAAAACAGCCUUAGUGGGAACAUACCAUCCUCACUGAGCAACCUUUCUUCCCUAGCAUAUCUCUACCUUGCUGAUAAUAACCUGGUUGGGGGCAUCCCGGAGAGUUUGGGUCAUAAACAAAGCCUACGAGGAUUAGCCCUUGCAGCAAACAAGCUCACUGGCACAGUGCCACCAUCUAUUUACAAUAUUUCAUCACUAACAUUUCUUUACAUUGGCAAUAACUUACUCCAUGGACGGUUGCCACAUGGCAUCGGAGGCUUCCUUCCAAACAUUCAAUCAUUGAUCUUUGAAGAUAACUAUUUUGAAGGGCUAAUACCAGCUUCACUUGCUAAUGCCACAAGUCUAACAGUUCUUGAUCUUGCCAUCAACUCAUUUUCGGGCUCAAUACCAUCUUUAGGGUCCUUGAAAAAUCUUCUAUAUUUAGAUUUCAGCUAUAACCACCUGGAGUCUAAUGAUUGGAACUUCUUAUCUUCUUUGGGUAAUUGCGUUCAACUGACAGAACUAUGCCUACAGUCUAAUAGCUUGGGAGGAAGCUUGCCAAGUUCAGUUGGAAAUCUUUCCACCACAGUUUACACUUUGUGGCUAAGCAUGAACAAGAUAUCUGGAACCAUACCUCUUGAGAUAGGAAACCUCAAGAUACUGAAUAAUCUUAUGAUGCAUGACAAUAUUAUCUCAGGAAGCAUACCCUCUGCUAUUGGAACUCUUCACCACUUGACCAUCCUAAGCUUGUCCGGAAACAAUCUGUCUGGCUUGAUUCCAGAUUCUUUUGGCAAUCUUGUGCAGUUGAAUGAACUUUAUUUACAACAGAACAACCUGAAUGGGACUAUACCUGGGAGCUUAGGUAAAUGUCAGAAUUUGCAAAAGCUAAACCUUUCUCACAACUCGCUGAGUGGGAGCAUACCAACUGAGCUCCUACAGAUUUCCUCACUCUCUAAAGGUUUGGACAUAUCAUAUAACAACCUAACUGGAUCUAUACCACAAGAAGUAGGAGCACUCAUUAAUCUUGGCCUUCUUAACAUAUCCAAUAAUCAGUUGUCCAGCCAAAUACCAUCGACACUUGGCCAAUGUAUUGUGCUGGAGACCCUACAGAUGGAGGGAAACUUUCUUGAAGGGAGUAUUCCACUUUCUCUGAUGAAUUUAAAAGGCAUCAAAGAGGUGGAUCUUUCUCGAAAUAAUCUGUCAGGAGAAAUCCCAGAUAUAUUUACACCCCUCGCUUCCUUGGAGUAUCUCAACCUAUCAUUCAAUGAUUUCACUGGUGCAAUACCAACAACUGGUGUCUUUGAAAAUGCUAGCAAGGUGUCGGUUGAGGGAAACAAGAGAUUAUGCACAAGGACCCCCAUGCUAGGACUGCCCAUUUGCACUGAAGAACACAGAACAAAGCACAAGUCCUUAACAAAACAGAUAGCCAUCCCAGUUGCUGUCAUGGGAACAAUAUUACUAUCAUGCUUUAGCAUUGUCCUUCUGAAAAAAGGUUCAAAAACAACAAAUCGUUGCUCCAAUGAGAGGGUGAACGUGUCAUAUGAAGACAUUAUCAAAGCAACAGAUAGGUUGUCUUAUGACAACAUAAUCGGUUCAGGUUCAUUUGGAACCGUGUACAAGGGCACAUUAGAGGACACCAAGAAUCCAGUUGCAAUCAAGGUCUUCAACUUAAACUUAUAUGGAUCAUCUAUGAGCUUCAUUGCAGAGUGUGAAUCCCUUAGAAACAUUCGGCAUCGGAAUCUUGUUAAAGUCAUCACUUCAUGUUCCACUAUAGAUUCUAAUGGCGAUGAAUUCAAAGCUCUCAUAUUCAAAUACAUGCCCAACGGAAGUUUAGAUAUGUGGCUACACCAAAGAUCAGACAUGCAUAGCCAUAAGAGGUUUUUGACCCUGCAUCAGCGUAUAAGCAUAGCUACAGAUGUAGCAUUUGCUCUUGAUUACCUUCAUAACCAAUUUGGCCAUCCAUUAAUUCAUUGUGACCUGAAACCACAGAAUAUUCUUUUGGACGAGCACAUGAGUGCAUGUGUCAGUGACUUUGGGCUUGCGAGAUUCCUGUGCACAGACCAUAGGUUUGGGGGUGACAAUUCUUCAAGCUUGGCUGGACUCAAAGGUUCCAUUGGAUAUAUUGCACCAGAGUAUGGACAGGGAGGACAAGUUUCAACCCAAGGCGAUGUCUAUAGCUACGGAGUGCUGUUACUAGAAAUACUCACUGGAAAGCGACCUACCGAUGAAACAUUCCAGGAUGGCCUGAGCCUUCACAACUUUGUGAAGUCGGCCUUCCCAGAUAAAAUCGGCAUGAUACUGGACCCCAUUAUAGUGCAAGAGAUAAUGGCAGGUGCAAAUCAAACAAUCCUGGCCAUGCAGAGUUGCAUCAUCCCCCUAAUCAAGCUAGGACUAUCGUGCUCCAUGGAGUCACCGAAAGACCGACUGCCUGCAGAACACAUUUCUUCUGAAGUUCACGCAAUCAAAAUUGCAUUCUCAAACAUAAACGGUAGAGGGUGAAAAGGAAGUGUUCUGUAUAAAUGGC